UCAUUGGUCGGUGUCAUUUUUUCUGGAGCAAACAAAGUGCGGUGCUGUGCGGGUUUUCAGGCCAGAAGUGGAAACGCGUCCCGCAGCGGCCGAACCGAACCGACGGAGACUGAGAGGCGCCAGAACACCGCAGCAGGCUUUGGGCGAGGCGCCAUUUUGUUUAUGUUGUUUUGUUUGGGGGUGGGGCGACAUCCUCUGACGUCACGGACUGGGGUUGGGGGACAAAACGCGUGAAAAGACAAAGAAUGACGAAACAUAGAUACUACUGAUGUGUCUGCUGUUAAUUCUUAUUUAAUAUGUUCCAACCACCAGACUGACCCUGAACGCAGCACGAGCUGCACUUGAAGAUUAUUUCUGUUCUUGAUGUUUUGUCUGUCCAACUCUGACCAAACGAAGAAAACUCACAGAGAGACGUAUGAAAAAACAUUUGGAUAAAUAAUCAACCGAGAGAAUAGUUGCCAAUUAAUCUCUGAAUCGACCAACGGAUGAAUGAAAUCUACUCUGAUGAAAACAGUCUGACUUGUACUUCGUGCCGUCUUCGUUUCACUUACUGCGGCAAAACCCAGGAUGUUUACAUUUAAGAUUUAACAGUUUCUUUGUGAGUGUCAGAUUAUGUUUGAGUUUGAAUGUAAAACCCACGAAGUGGUUUAGAGUCUCACAGAGACGACAUGAAUAUUCAAACUAAAGGAGCAACGAUACACUCUGUGUUUGACGUGACAUCAGCUGACAGGUUGGAGAUGUCCUGUAAUCCUUCCAGUCUCGGACUGAUCCCAGAGCAGCUCUGUGCUGGAUAAUCUGCUCUAAUCUGUUAAUCUGCCCCCGGCUUGGCCCGGCCUCUACUCAGUCUGUUGGGACCUUCGGCGAUGAGAGCUGCAGCUCCAGGAGGGUUCCUGGUGCUGCCGUGGCCCGGCGGCGGCGGGUCGGACGCAGGGACGGAGCCGAGGCCCGGGGAGGAGGAGGGCCGGGGGGGGCUGCUGCUGAGGUGUGGAGCUCUGCUGGGACUCGCUCUGAUCUGCAUGGGGGUGCUGAGAAGGUGGAUCGCAGGCGGAGUGUGUCGCUGCUCUGUGCGUCUGGACGGAAAGACGGUUCUGAUCACCGGAGCGAACACCGGCAUCGGCAAAGAGACAAGCAGAGAUCUGGCAGCCAGAGGGGCCCGGGUGGUGAUGGCGUGCAGGGACCUGACAAGAGCAGAGCGAGCGGCUGACGAGAUCCGGCGGACGACAGGGAACGGUAACGUAGUGAUCAGACACCUGGACCUCGCCUCCGUCUACUCUGUGAGACAGUUCGCUAAAGACUUCCUGGACAGUGAGGAGCGACUGGACGUCCUCAUCAACAACGCAGGAGUGAUGAUGUGUCCAAAAUGGCUGACAGAAGACGGCUUUGAGACUCAGCUGGGUGUCAAUCAUCUGGGUCACUUCCUGCUGACCAAUCUGCUGCUACCCAAACUGAAGAGCUCCGCCCCCAGCCGAGUGGUCAACGUGUCAUCCAUCGCCCACCGGGGGGGUCGUAUCGACUUUGACGACCUGUUCUUCAGCAGGAGGCCGUACAGUUCACUGGAGAGCUACAGACAGAGCAAACUGGCCAACGUGCUGUUCUCCACAGAGCUCGCCCGACGCCUGCUAGGUUCUGGAGUGUCGUCGUUCUGUCUCCACCCGGGUGUGAUCCGGACCGAGCUGGGCCGUCACGUUCAGGGCUGGUUCCCCCUGCUGGGGGCGCUGCUGAGCCUCCCCUCCCUGCUGCUAAUGAAGACCCCCCGUCAGGGCUGCCAGACCAGCGUGUACUGCACCGUGACGCCGGGUCUGGAGGACCGGUCCGGACGCUACUUCAGCGACUGUUUAGAGACCGACGAGGCUCCGGAGGGGCGGAACCAGGCGGUGGCCAGGAAGCUGUGGGAGGAGAGCGCCCGAUUGGUUGGAUUACAGGACACAUGCUGAACCCCUCACUCUGACUGACGAGAGCGGAUAUGAAUAUUAAUAAUCAAUAAAUCUUUAGUUCAGAAUCAGUGAAUCUUUUGGGAACAAAACAUCAAACUAGAUCAAACAGCUGUAUGUGUUUGACCUUUGACCUGUGAAGUCAGGUAAAUAAAGUGUUACCAUGGAGAGUGUGUUUGUGUGAGAGAGUGUGUGUGAGUGGUCGUUUUAGUGUUUGUGAGAGUGUGUGAGUAUGUGUAUGUGUUUGUUUUUGUUUGUGUGAGUGUGUCUGUGUGAGUGUGUUAGUUUUGUAUGUGUGUUUGAGAGAGUGUGUGUGUUUGUCUGGGACGUUUGAAGACGUGGAUCUAUGAAUCAAUGAGAACCGAUGAAUCAAUCAGUCAAAUCAAUACGACUGUUUGUGUUGAUCAGUGUGAUGAGUGGUAGUGAGCAGACGUGUCAGCAGGGGGCGACAGAGCAGGCGAUAAUAAAUAUCACAUCAGUAGAAACAGGAAGAUCAAGAUCAAUGAACAGACGUGUGAUGUUAUUGAAUAUAAAUAUAUGAAACUUAGAUUUGUGUUGUUGUUUCACUGAAACAAAACAUUCAUGAAAUAAAGUGACCAAUCAUGAAACGGA
This is a messenger RNA of Scophthalmus maximus (turbot), 2543 nucleotides long. RefSeq names its product retinol dehydrogenase 13 (gene crdhl). The coding region runs from base 864 to 1934 and encodes 356 amino acids. The transcript has 7 exons. NCBI's taxonomy places the organism in Eukaryota, Metazoa, Chordata, Actinopteri, Pleuronectiformes, Scophthalmidae. The record is from RefSeq and is a predicted model, not a curated record.